Molecule: messenger RNA, 721 nt
Organism: Aspergillus vadensis CBS 113365
Lineage: Eukaryota; Fungi; Ascomycota; Eurotiomycetes; Eurotiales; Aspergillaceae
Product: GFA family protein
Exons: 4
Coding region: 123-575 (150 amino acids)
Molecular function (GO): carbon-sulfur lyase activity
Source: RefSeq, a predicted model, not a curated record
CAGUCUUCUUACAGUCAAGUUUCUGCACUUCAGAUACUUCAUCUCAGAAACCAAUAACCGCCGACCUGUACCUACUUUCCUUCUACUCCCAUGACCCACAAAUUCAUCAAACGUGGUACAUCAUGGUCGUCAAGGGCUCUUGUAACUGUGGCCGUAUCCGCAUCACCAUGGACAACCCCACACCAUCUGGGGGUGGUGUGAUGAUUUGCUACUGCCUAAAUUGUCGCAAGCAGAGUGGCGCCGCCGGCACCUAUGUCGUCGUGGUGGAGAACAAAGACAUGGUCUUGACCGGUAGUCCCAAGAAAUUUCUCGACACCAAUACCGCAUGUGGCCGGCCACUGGAUCGAUAUUUCUGUUAUAACUGUGGAUGUCCGAUUAUGUACAGAAGUGAGACUGUUUUGCCCGGAAAAUCACUCCUCAUGUUCGGUCUCUUUGAUGAUAUUCCCAAGCCGGUGGCAGAGGUGUGGACCAAGCGUCGGCCGGAGUGGAUACCAGCGACUUCAGAAGUUCUACAAUAUGUGACGGAUAUUCCCGACGAUGUGAGCGGAGAGGAGGCCAAGAAACUAGGCUGGUGAGUUGAUGGAUGUUGUAGAAGGGAUGUCGACCGAGCAGCACCAUAGCCCGGAUCAAGUGGUUGAAUGUCAAAGAAACAACAGAUUUAAGUCAAGAUGUAGUUAAUGUAAAUAGAAGUCAGCUACUUCUAUUAUCCAUUCUAGAGAUA